GAAUAAUCCAUCACUCCUUUGUUUCCCGACUUGUGUUCAUCUUUAAGAAAAUGGGAAGGUUAAUAUGGUUUUCCCAAAUCCUUUGCCUCUCCUUCAUGUUGUUACAGUUUCGAGUCCAAAGCUCCUCACCUUCUCAAUCUUCUCCCGAUUCACCACCACAUUUGUGCCGUCCUGAAGAGCAUUCUGCAUUGCUUGAUUUCAAAAACACUACUAAGUGGCUGAAAUACUGUCCUAUUAGUAGUGAUAUAAUACAAACUUGGAACGAGAGUAAAGACUGCUGCUUGUGGGAGGGCAUCACAUGCGAUAACAUGAAAGGUCACGUGAUUGGCCUUGAUCUUAGCAGUAAUUGUCUUGAAGCCAAUCUAACCACAAAUAGUAGUCUCUUCCGCCUUGAGAAAUUGCAAAGUCUGAACCUUUCUCACAAUUAUUUUCAUUAUCCUAACAUUUCAUUUGGGUUUGACCGUUGGAAGAGUUUGACAUAUCUUAAUCUUUCACAUACAGGAUACAUGGAUGGCUCUCUGCUGUUUGAUGAGAUCUUUUUGCUACCGAAAUUGGUUUCGCUAGAUCUCUCUGAUAAUUAUGGUUUGUUUCUGGACAACAUAAAGUUUCAAAUGCUUGUGCAUAACUUAACAGAAUUAAGAUUUCUUAUCCUUGAUUCUGUGAAUAUGUCUCUAGUUGUGCCUUCUUCCUUGCUAAACUUGGCUUCUUCCUUCGAGCAUUUGAGCCUUAGCUCUUGUAAUUUGCAAGGAAACUUUCCAAGCCAAGUUUUUCAGUUUCCAUCUCUCCAGCUUCUUGAUUUAAGUUACAAUUAUUAUUUAAGAGAGAUAACUUACCUAGAUUUUUCUUCUAACCUUUUGGAAGGACAGAUUCCAGAUGUUAUUGGAAAAAUGCACAAGCUAACUCAUUUGAGCUUUUCUAAUAACAGUUUUGGUGGUGAAAUUCCUGCAUCAAUCUCCAACCUCACCCAUCUUACUUUUUUGUCACUGUCAUCAAAUGAGCUAUUAGGUCGAGUACCAUCUUGGAUAAUCGACCUUUCUUCAAAUAAUUUAAGUGGCACUAUUACACCCAACAUGCUUUUGAAGCUAGACGUUGAGGAUCUUGAUCUUUCCAAUAAUAGUUUGCUGUCUUUGAGCCAUAAUGGCACUGCUGUCAACUAUUCCUUUCCAAAACUUCAGUCUUUAAGAUUCUCUUCUUGCAAUAUUCACAAGUUCCCAAGUUUCUUAAGGAAGGCAGAGAAUUUGCAAGAAUUGGAUAUUUCCAAGAACAAGAUUUCUAGUCAAAUUCACAAAUGGGAAGUAGAAGGGAUGUCAUUGAGUAGUUUAGACCUUUCUUAUAACUUUUUGACUGGUAUAGAUUUAUUUGGUUUUGGAUAUCUUGAAACUGUUGACCUGAGAUCCAACUUACUACAAGGAUCACUUCCCAUUUUAUCAACAACUCGGGAUUUUAUGCGUGGACUCCUUGUUUUAGGGAAUAAUUUGACUGGUGAAAUCCCUUCUUCUUAUUGCAAUUUGACUUCUCUUAGAGUUCUAUUCUUAGCUAAUAAUAGUUUGGGAGGGAAAAUUCCAGAAUGCCUUGGAAACUUGAGUGAUCUCUCCAUCUUGGAUCUGGGGAUGAAUAAGUUUCAUGGUAGAAUCCCAAAUUCAUUUGUAAACAACAGUUUCUUGAGAACUCUCGAGCUAAAUGGCAACCAGUUGAAAGGGAGACUGCCAUCAUCUUUGGUUAGUUGCAACCAGUUGGAAGUUCUAGAUGUGGGGAACAACAACUUGAAUGACAGCUUUCCACAAUGGUUAGGUGUUCUUCCAAGGCUACGAGUUCUCAUCCUUCGAUCUAAUCUAUUUCAUGGUGCCAUUAGCAAUUCUAUGCCUACAUUUUACUUCUCUCAAUUGAGAAUCAUUGAUGUCUCGCAGAAUGAUUUCACGGGUCUCCUACCAAGUAACCAUUUCAAAAAUUUGACAACUAUGAGAGAUGUAACUGGAGCUGAUAAAGCCAUAUGGGAAUACAUUGUUGAUACUAAUAUUUAUUAUAUGGAUUCUCUAACGAUAAUAAUGAAAGGCUUAGAGGUGACACUCGUAAGAAUCUUCAAAAGUUUCACAACCAUUGAUUUCUUAAGCAAUAGAUUCCAUGGGCAGAUUCUUGAAGAACUGGGAGAACUUAAUUCACUUGUAUUGCUGAACUUGUCUCACAACAGUCUCACUGGUGGAAUUCCAUCAUCCUUGGGGAAAAUGACAAUACUUGAAUCACUAGAUCUUUCAUCAAACAAGCUUGAAGGCAGGAUUCCAGAGCAAUUGACAAAUCUGACAUUCCUUUCGGUUUUGAAACUUUCACACAAUGAACUUGCACUACUAGAAAAAUGACGUAUACGGACCGAUCAUAUACGGACCGAAUAUUGUCGGUCCGAAAAACUAAAUAUUCGAACCAAUAUCGGUCUGAAUAUACCAAUGAACAUAUU
Messenger RNA from Rubroshorea leprosula, 2449 nucleotides. The record is from the annotation of a GenBank genome assembly. NCBI's taxonomy places the organism in Eukaryota, Viridiplantae, Streptophyta, Magnoliopsida, Malvales, Dipterocarpaceae.